AUGUCAUCGAGCAAAAGUGGUGCCAAAGGUGGUGGCGAGUACACUCACGAAUUGUACUUUGAUCCUAGAGCCGAUCAAUCAGACACUGGUGGCUAUUGGAUUACAGAUGACCAACUUCGCCAAAAAUUGGCAAACUUAAUUGACACCGAAGAAAGGAUCCAAAAUGCCUCCGUCUACAGCAAUCCGCUUUCUUCGUGGCAAGCAACGAACGCACUGCUUUUUCACGCGUUCAUUAUAAUGGAAACGAACAAUUGGUGGUGGUCAAUCGAGAAAAACAGUGAAUGCAUCACGAUUCAACGCUCGAAGAAACUCGAGAGUGUUCGUGACAUGUACCAAAGGAAGAAACGGACGACUGGUUGGACUCCGUUGACAAAAAUCAGGAAGAAUGAAACAACUGCAGGCGACAAUACAACAAUCAAAGAACUCAUCAACUACAUUUGGAGGAAAGAUUAUUUAAAUGACGUUUACCAUCUUCUUGAUGAAAACUGCCAAAAAUUUGCUGCUAUGGUUUUUGAUCGCAUCAAAUCACCAUACAAUGAUCAAGUCUAUUUUGACGAAGCUGCCGAUCAACCCCGAUCUUCAGCAAAUAGUUGCUACAUGAGCGUGGACAAAGUGUUCAGCGAAGUGCAACGUUUAAGCGCUUCAGAGACUUUUACUCAAUUAGAGAUUUAUAAAGUGCCAAUAAGUUCAUGGAACAUCCCAGAUUUUUUUGUGCCAGACUUUUUGGCUUUCCUUUUUAGACAAAUACCUGAAUUAUCUUCAGUGCUAGGAUAUAUAAAAACAAAAAUAUAUGAUUCGCAUUCUCGCUUCGUGAUUUUUGAAACGGACGAGGGAACUUACUGGUCGUUUGAACGAUUACCGACUCGUUUCACCAUUCAGCGAGCCAGAAAUAAAGACAUCCUUUUGAAAGAAUGUCAACGGAAUUCACGCGACACUUUGCUCUCCAAAACAAAGUUGGAAAAGUCAGAUGUUGCCGUGAGGCAAAAUAUGAAUGCAGUAUUGGACUUUAUCUGGAAAAAGGACAACAUGGACAUAUUUUAUAUGCCCGCAGAAUAUUGUGGCACGAUAGCUUUGCGAAUCUACGAUCAAUUUAAAAGGAAAUAAUGUCUUUCUUUUAAGCACAACUAACACUAAUGCAAUAAAAUUUGCACUGUCCCAGAAAUUCUGUACGAACAACAGAGCUUUAAUACAAACUAUGAGCUGUA
Daphnia magna is the source of this 1205-nucleotide messenger RNA. RefSeq lists its product as uncharacterized. NCBI's taxonomy places the organism in Eukaryota, Metazoa, Arthropoda, Branchiopoda, Diplostraca, Daphniidae. The transcript is spliced from 2 exons. The coding region runs from base 1 to 1104 and encodes 367 amino acids. The record is from RefSeq and is a predicted model, not a curated record.